Molecule: messenger RNA, 1008 nt
Organism: Uranotaenia lowii
Lineage: Eukaryota; Metazoa; Arthropoda; Insecta; Diptera; Culicidae
Product: phosphatidate cytidylyltransferase, mitochondrial
Exons: 1
Coding region: 1-1008 (335 amino acids)
Biological process (GO): cardiolipin biosynthetic process; CDP-diacylglycerol biosynthetic process
Cellular component (GO): mitochondrion
Molecular function (GO): phosphatidate cytidylyltransferase activity
Source: RefSeq, a predicted model, not a curated record
AUGCUGUCGAAAGGAAACACCUCCCCUAUGUUCUUUCGAAUUCUUGCUCGCUUUCCACAGAAUUUUACAUUCUGCUUUGCUUAUGGUUCCGGUGUAAAACAGCAAAUUGGAUACGAUUCGCCCUCCAAAAAGAAGAAUAUGAUCGAUAUGGUGUUCACCGUAGAUAAUUCCCACAGAUGGCACUCUAGCAAUUUGGAGAAAAACCCAGAGCACUAUUCCGGAAUGCGAGUUUUUGGGAGUAGCUUCAUUGCAAACUAUCAAGAACGCUUAGGAGCCAAAGUCUUUUUCAACACAUUGAUACCGAUUCCGGAAGAAAAUAUUAUCAUUAAAUAUGGAGUUGUUUCCACCAAAGACCUCAUGGAAGAUUUAAACAAUUGGUCUAGUCUUUAUUUGGCCGGGAGGUUACAUAAACCUGUUGAGAUAAUUCGGACCGCAUCUAGCUCAAAAAUACAAAAUUCAAUUGAAAGUAACCUGAAAACCGCUUUACAUGCUGCGCUGCUUGUAUUACCUGAAAACUUUACCGAGUUUGAACUAUACCGGGAAAUAUCUAAUUUAAGCUACGCCGGAGAUUUUCGAAUGAUUUUUGGGGAAAAUAAAAGCAAAGUCGACAAUAUCGUACGCCCUCAGUUAGAAAACUUUCGUAAUCUGUAUGAACCAGCCCUAAAAAAUCUGAAAAAUGUUCUUUACCUACCCAAAGCCACCAGUGAUAAUACCAUCUGCACCCAGGACCUCACCGAGCAAACCAUACUUAACCACCUGAAUCAGCUGCCAAAAUGGCCUGUCCGGCUAAUAGUUCAACAGCAAACCAAGGGACGCUACCGACAGGAUGCGGAAGAUAUUCUCACCGCCCUUUCGAAAAGUUCAAACUACAGGGAAAUAGUUUCCCGAAGCUUGCGGUCCAUCGUUUGGCAGAGCAGCGUGAAGCAGUCUCUCAAAAAUAUCCCUUCGGCAGGAUUCAGCAAAUCGAUUAAGUAUAGCUGGGCCAAAGCCCUUAAAACCUUCGAUUAG